AUCAUUCUGAGCUGCUGCUGCUUCUAAUGGACACAGUCAUAUGUAGAAACGCUCCUCCAUACAGGAAACGUAAAAGACAGACAUCUGCAAAAUCAGCCUUCUCAGUAGCAUUAUGGAGCGUGGCUUUGAGCCAGCAAUGAGGCUAAAGCUGAUGAAUGGAGCAAGCUCCACGGCACAGCCCCAGCACAAACCGCAGCAGAGAGAACAGUGGGCCAGUAAACUGGAGUUUUUCCUGGCCGUUGCAGGACAUAUUAUUGGCCUGGGAAAUGUGUGGAGAUUCCCUUAUCUGUGUUACAAGAAUGGAGGAGGAGCCUUCUUUGUGCCAUACGUCCUCUUCCUGUUUUCCUGUGGGAUACCACUCUUCUUCUUGGAGACAUCAUUAGGCCAAUACACCAGCCAAGGUGGCAUUACAUGCUGGAGGAAGAUCUGCCCUCUUUUUGAAGGACUUGGCUACGGUAGCCAGGUGGUGGUCCUGUAUACUGGAGUCUAUUACAUCAUCAUUCUGGCCUGGGCGUUUCUCUACCUAUUUUCCUCCUUCAGCUCAGAACUCCCAUGGGCCAGCUGCAAGAAUAGCUGGAACACAGAGCACUGCGUUGAAUUUAGUCAGAGCAACGUAACUGAAAAUAUUCCAGUCAAAGUGACAUCCCCAGUUAUGGAAUUCUGGGAGAGGAGGAUUUUGGGUUUGUCUGGAGGGAUUGAAGAGAUUGGUAAUGUGAGGUGGGAGCUGGCUCUGUGUCUGCUGCUGGCCUGGAUCAUCUGCUACUUCUGCGUGUGGAAGGGAGUGAAGUCUACUGGCAAGGUGGUCUAUUUCACUGCUACCUUUCCUUAUGUGAUGCUGGCAGUUCUGCUGGUACGUGGACUCACGCUGCCUGGAGCCAUUAAUGGUAUCAAAUUCUAUCUGUAUCCAGAUCCUUCACGCCUCACGGACCCUCAGGUGUGGAUGGAUGCAGGUAGCCAGAUAUUUUACUCCUAUGGAGUUUGUACAGGUGUUCUGACAGCUUUAGGAAGUUACAAUAAAUAUGAAAACAACUGUUACAGAGACUGUGUGUACUUGUGCUUGCUAAACAGCAUGACCAGCUUUGUAGCUGGUUUUGCCAUCUUCUCUGUGCUGGGUUUCAUGGCAGAUGAACAGGGAAUGGACAUUUCAAUGGUGGCAGAGUCAGGUCCUGGUCUGGCAUUCAUUGCUUACCCACGUGCAGUGGCCUUAAUGCCUUUACCUCAGUUAUGGGCAAUUUUCUUUUUCAUUAUGAUCAUUUUCCUUGGAUUGGACAGUGAGUUUGUAUAUCAUGAAGCUCUGGUAACGGCGAUCUCGGACAUGUAUCCCUCCUUCUUCCAAAUUGGACACCGGCGUAAGAUCCUGCUCCUCUUCAUCUGUGUGGCCAGUUUCCUCGUUGGCUUGCUGAUGGUAACAGAGGGCGGUCUGUACGUCUUCCAGCUGUUUGACUAUUAUGCUUGCAGUGGAAUGACUCUCCUGGCCUUUGCCAUUCUUCAGUCCAUCUGUGUCGGAUGGGUUUAUGGUGCAGACCGUCUGUACAACAACAUCGAGGACAUGAUUGGCUAUCGGCCCUGGCCACACAUGAAGUACUGCUGGAAAUAUGUCACCCCUAUUAUUUGCACAGGGACAUUUGUCUUCUCCUUGGUUAAGUACACCCCUCUGAAGUUCAACAACAUUUAUGAGUACCCUUGGUGGGGCUAUGCCAUUGGAGGCUUCUUCACACUGUCCUCCACCCUGUUGGUGCCUUUGUGGAUGGUGUAUGCGGUUUGCAAAACUCCUGGCUCUAUGAGGAAGCGAAUGAAAACCCUGUGCACCCCUGCUGAAGACCUGCCUAAUCCAAAAUCUCCAAAGAAAGGGCUCUCUUCUAGCACGUUUGAGACUUUCACAGAUCUUCAGACCUUACGCACUGUUCACAGACACACUCCAGCAGACGUAUAAACACGCUGUGAUACAUGAAGGAACAUACAAACACACACACACACUCCAACAGAGGCGCACUGUUACAUGGUGGACAUUUUCAAAAUGGCCCGGUAUUCGCUGUCAUCCCAAUCAUCUUUACCAUCUUCACUAUCUUCAUCACAAGCAGAAAUUUUGACCAAGUCAUCUUCGAUUUCUGUUUACAUGCAGUGUUUACUUGUUACCCUUUCUAUGUUAACAUUUUGAACUGUUACAGAAAUGUACACGGUUACAGAAAAAUAGUGGCAUGAAUAAGCUAUGUGUACAGAACUGCAGAGCUGAGAUACAGUUAUAUAACUAUACAUUAUACAACUGUAUGUUGUAUAAUGUACAGUUAAUGCCAGUGCUGAUAAAGAGGUGUUAUUUUUUAUUGACACCAAUGCUUAUAUUUAUACGUGAUCUUUAUGGAUCAUUCUGUUGCUAUUUUUCAAAGUUCAAUCUUUAUCAAUGCCUGUAUAGAAACUUUUAAAAGUUUUAAAAUGUUUUAUGAUUCCAUGGUGUGGAUUUAUAUGGAAUGUCCGUUGUUGCAUGUGAAUGGUUGUAAGUUUGUAUGUCUUUACUCAAAUAUAUAUUUUUUAAAGAUUUCUAAGAGACACAUGUACUUUAAAUAGAUGAGGUUCCCAAUUUGAACAUAAUAUGCCUUUACAAUAACUACUGUCACUGUUGGUUGAGAUUGGUCCCUCUUUGGAUACUGUACAAUAAAUAAAAUUGUUUUAAUGUUU
Colossoma macropomum (tambaqui) is the source of this 2673-nucleotide messenger RNA. RefSeq names its product solute carrier family 6 member 22, tandem duplicate 2 (gene slc6a22.2). The transcript is spliced from 15 exons. Gene Ontology annotation, biological process: sodium ion transmembrane transport. The coding region runs from base 113 to 1933 and encodes 606 amino acids. Gene Ontology annotation, cellular component: membrane. Lineage: Eukaryota; Metazoa; Chordata; Actinopteri; Characiformes; Serrasalmidae. The record is from RefSeq and is a predicted model, not a curated record.